UACUUUGUGAUAUACUAAUACAAAGCAAACUUUCAUUUCAGUUUAGAAGCUGCGGGGGAUCGAGACACUUCUUUCUUUGAUCUAUAAACAAAUUUUCUACAGCCAUGAAACUCCUUCUCCUUGCUGCAGUGGUUGCCCUGAUUCAUGGGAUUACUGGAACCUUGAUCAUCAAAGGUCCAGCUGAGCCGGUUCUCGAGGGCACAGCCGUCCAUUUGGAGUGCCUGUAUGUAGACUCUGACCUCAAUGUCAGCGAGGUCCACUUUGAGUACCUUUCUCCGUACUCAUCGAACACAUGGCGAAGAGUUUGGGGGUACAACUUGGGUCGAUGGUGCUUUGGAGACAGUGAUUAUUACACUGAGGAGCUGAGAGGACGUCUGGAUAUUCCCUACCCAUAUAGAUACUCUGGAGUGAGCUUCCGCUGUGUCUCUGACAAUGAAAACGUAACCGCUCCAGACAAUGCAUCUGAGCCGCUGGCCUUCAAAGUCCAAUAUAUGAGAGAGCUGUCAGUGUACAUGGAAGGCUACAGCAAGUACCUGGGCAUCCCAGAGGACCUGAAGGUGCGAAAUGGAGACGAUGUAGAGCUGAAGUGCUCAGCAAGUUCAUCAGAAGAGCCGAACUACUACUGGCAGAAGGAGGAUAGUGACUGGAUUUUGCCAUCCCCUGUGCUGACUCUGAAGAAGGUGACCCCAAUGGAUGGAGGAAAGUACACCUGCAUGGCACAACAUCCUUCAGUGAAGUCUCUCUCCAGGAGGCGCACCAUCAGCAUCACCCUUCUGACUGAGGAUGCUGCCUGGUAUGAGACUACUAAUGGGCGGCUCUGGUUGAUGCUCUCUGCGGGCGCAGCAUCUUUGGUCGUGUUCAUCAUCUCUGUGAGUGUGUUCCUGUGCCGCAGAGCCAAGAGUGUCAGGACCAGCAAGGGGCCAAUUGAUGACCACUCUCAGAAAAAGCCCAUCUACAAAUCAAGCGUGGAGUCCCUUCCCUCCACCUCUGGAGACAAACAGCCGCUGGUGUAAACACUCAUGCAGGAAAGGCAGGAUAAGAAAGUUGGACACGAGAAGAGGAAGAUGGAAUGGUUGGCCACAAGGGUGGGAUGGGGUAAACAGGGAAGUGGAAAGGGUGAGGAAAAUAGGGAUAUUCGAAGGCUGCGGAGAAAAAAAUCGAAAUCAGUAACAAGCUAGGUGUAAAAAAAACAAACAAAUAAUGAAAAUGCUGAAGGGCAAAUGAUUGGUUUAGCAAUGCCUUUUUUGUGAGUGCCAGCUGCAUCUUGAACCACUGGGCAAUUUUAUUUUCAUUUACUGUGUAUUGUGGUAAAUAAGGAGCUUCAUUCUUUGCAAAUAUGAUGAAAAGAUUCUUCAGCUUGGAAUCCUUGUAUAAUUCCCUCCUUUCAGGUUCAAUGAUAAUUACUCAGCUGUUUAUUAUUGAUGAACUAUUUGGGUGGUAAGAGAAUACUUUUACUGUGUUUAUUUGUUUCUGUGUCAUUUUUAGUUCUGUGGAAAGGUUAUUAGAACCUCUUUACUUUGGCAGCACUCAGGCACUUUGCACUCUUAAUACUGCAUUUGUUUUAAUUCCCUGAUAAUAAAUGGCUUUAAAAAAAUA
Messenger RNA from Cyprinodon variegatus (sheepshead minnow), 1596 nucleotides. Its product is annotated as advanced glycosylation end product-specific receptor. Lineage: Eukaryota; Metazoa; Chordata; Actinopteri; Cyprinodontiformes; Cyprinodontidae. The transcript has 7 exons. The coding region runs from base 105 to 1013 and encodes 302 amino acids. Gene Ontology annotation, cellular component: plasma membrane. The record is from RefSeq and is a predicted model, not a curated record.